Paramormyrops kingsleyae is the source of this 3673-nucleotide messenger RNA. RefSeq lists its product as uncharacterized. Lineage: Eukaryota; Metazoa; Chordata; Actinopteri; Osteoglossiformes; Mormyridae. The record is from RefSeq and is a predicted model, not a curated record.
ACUGGAAGUCAAUGGAAAAGCGAAAGUACCGUACCGAAAGUACCGUACUUUGUGCGGUGGAAAAGCUCCCAUAGAAGUUUCUGUAGGGGUGAUGGCCAGGUGCCCCAAUACUUUUUUCCAUAUAGUGUGUGUAAAUAAAAUACUUAACCCCCUAAAUAAAUAAACAAACAAACAACCUACAUUCCUGAAACGUUUGGUGUUUGCCCUGGAAGGGAAAUGGCUGCCUAAUCAGGUUGUGGGGAAAACCCAUUGAUCCUCCAGGGGUCCAGCCCACGCUUGGCUGUAGAGCCGAUCCAUUUAAUGGCUUUGGCGGGUUGGGGGUUCAGCUCAGGGGUGUGACACUGAAAAUGAUCAGAUAUGCUGUGCAUCUCCCCACCACAAGCCUUAGUAAACAGGUUUAGUGUGGUGAGCCUAAAGAUCAGUAAAACUGGUUCUUAUCCCAGGAGACAGGUGCUUCUGCUUUGAGCAGGUAGCUGUGUUUACAGUGUCUGUUCUUAGUAAGGAGAGCAGGAUCCCCCCACCUGUGUGUCUGUGCACGAGUGAGUGUGUGUGUGUCUGUGUGUGUGUGUGUGUGUGAGAGAGAGAGAUACACACUGUUUAAGGCAGAGCAAUUUGAUCUGACUUACAGUGUCACCCAUUUGCACAGUCGCCUGUCUGUCUGCUUGGCCCAGGUUACAGUCACUGCUCACAUCCAACGGCCUGAUGUCUGUGGAGGCGGUCGGUGGAGCAAAAGCCCACUCAGCACAUUUCUCUCUUCUGUAUUUUUUUCUUCUUCACACAAAAUCCCCCUUUUUUCUUUUUUACCUUUUCAAAUGUGUCUCAGUCCUUCCUCCUCCUGCUUUCCCCGCCCAGCAGGGUUGGGCCGGCUGUGUGUCACCUGGGGAGUGGAUGGGGACAUAAGACACCGAGGAGGAUGUGCACACGGCUCGCUACGCCAUCUGUAAACAAACAAAAAGGCCGCUGGCUAAAGUCUUCUGUUUACUCGCACUCCUGCUCCUUUUCAUGACUUUUCAUGUGGCACCAUUGUGACCUUGCAGGUCCACCGGUGACCCAAGCAGACAUUACUGAAGCUGCUCUGUCACUGCUCCAUGCUUCUCUGUCCUGCUCUCUCCCUCCUCUACGGCCGGCGCCGGUUUCCACAAAGGAGCAACCUGUGCAUCCAUUGUCAUUGUGUCCUUUUUACAGGGCUUACAGAAAGAGGUUGUCGGAUUUAUUUUACGUGUGUAUGUAAAAUGCGGACGCAUGCAAGAUGGGCCCUAGAACUGAGGAGGAGAGGCGUGGAAAGUCUCUUCUCCAAACAAGAUACUCAAAGUUACAUCUAUGACCCCUCAGUUUCUGUCGACAUUCCCAGGCGGAAAAGUGAGAGCUGCAUUAGUACCCAGUACCAGCAGAAAUCCAUAGUGGUUGACAGUAGCCACAAAGUACAAGGCUUUCACAACUUGGGCUACAGCAGCGGGAACUCCGAGGCGUUCGAAAGGGACCCCGAUAAAUUGCAGAUCGACAACAAUGAGAUCAACCGCCUGCACACCAGUCCGGCCCCCUUGGAGCCGGGCCUCGUGGGGGGACAGAACCUGUACAUUCUCCAGGUGGGAAACAAUCUGCAGAACUGCACAGUGCCAAACACGGCGAAAGCCUCACCCAGUGUGCCUUCAGAGUGCUCGGCCGGCGCAGAGAGGAGCCUGCAGGGUGAUGCCUGGACAGGCCUGCCCUCUGGAGAGUGGCUGGAAGGCCUAGCACAUGUGGACAGAACAGAGUCUUAUGCUAGCAUGGCUAGUCUGUCCACCGUAGAAACCAGAGUAAGCCACCUGGAAACGGAGGAUGCCACAGUGUUGCCUGAGCUGGACACAAAGGGAGGGGGAGACGCGCAGGAGAAUGGGGGAGACUCGGAGGACCGCGGGAGUGUGCUGGACUCGGACGUGGCCGAGGCACUGGCCGCGCUGGAAGCAGCUAUGGCGGGUGAGGACUGUGACUGACUACAGUACUGGCUGCAGGCAUCCAGAGAUUACCCAGAAUGCCAGCUGGCUUCCUUACUUGUGUCUAUGACACAGAUACUGCGUGUACCCUUAUGGACAAAGGAUUGUCACAUAUGCUAAAGCAUUUCACACUAGCAUAUGAACAGGGAAUAUAUUCUGUCUGUCAAAAACACAGAAAAUGGCAUUUAUUAACACUAAAUUUGUAUGCUUGACCGUGUGCAUAUAGGGCGUAACUGUAUGCAUGUGCAUGACAGCUGAGGAAUUAUGGUAGGUUUAUGAAUGAUGCUGUGUGUUUUGACUCAUCGGUGACGUAUUCCUUUUUAAUACUGAAUGUAUAUAUUAAGAUUAGUAGUGGACUAUGUGCAUGUCUUGUAGUCAGAUCAAACAUUCAUCUUAUUGUUUCCUCUGAGCUUCUAAAACCUGCUGCAUCCAAAUACUAACUCCUGAGACUGUCUACAACACAUCUGUCUGAAUGCUGGCGCUUUUUUGAUAAAGAAAAGAGGCACAAAUCCCAUUGCCGGAUAUUUGGUUCUCCAUUUCCGUGCUCCUAGUAGUGGCCAUAUACUGUGAAUCUACUGUUUUAUGUCGCUCAGGAGUUUUUAAUCCUCUCUGGCAUUGAAGCCCUCCAAGCUGCUGAGACACAUCCUCAUCAAAUGCACAAAGCCUUGUUUUUUUCUAUCAAUCUGAUCAUUUUAUUUGUGUCCUAUCCAGUUAUUUAUGCUAAGAACAUUUAACUCCUCACGCCUUUCUGUCUAAACAUGUAUUUUUAAGUGUAGAUUUUUGAUUCUUAAUCCCUCCAUUUGAAUGGGCACUUUGGCAGAUUUUGGGAGUAAUACAGUAGACCUGGAAGGUGUGUGUGUGUGUGUGUGUGAGAGAGAGAGAGAGAGAGCCCUGAAUUCAUUGUGAUACAUCAAAGUUGACAGAUGUGCCACAUUAUGUGAAUAUUCUAGCAACUGUACUAUACCCUGUCAAAUACUUUUUAUCAUUUUUAAACUUUAGUGAAGGUCAUUAUCCAUUGAAGGAAUCUCCAUGUGUUAUAUGUCUUGUUUAACGUGUGUAUGUUUGUGAACCGCUGUGUAUGGCCUAGGGCGAGUGUGUGUGUGUGAGUGAGUGAGUGAGUGUGUGCGUGCAUGUUUUUGUUUGCCAUAUUACUGCCAAGUAGUUGAUUGUUUUAAAAAAAAAAAAAAAGUCAAUUAAACCCACAAUGUUCCCUGACCUCAGUGCUGGAAUGCAUUUACUGUGUUUUACUGCUCCCUGGAGCGCGAGUCUGCACUGUUUGACUGUGCUUGGAGAUGAUGACACGCUCUCCUUUGGAAACGCAGAGCUUCUCCUUUCUGUACGCCUCAGAUCCUUAUGCUGUGAUAACAUCGCCGCCCCCCCGCCUUGGGACACAAAUAUACAAAUGGGCAACUUUGCAAAGCUUUCUAAAACAUGCCUUUCCCCGGCAUAUGCAAAGCACUUCAGGUCAGUGCUUCCAGUGCCUUCUGCGCUGCUCACCGGGCACACCUGCUCGCUAUCUGCCAGGGAGGGAGGAGAGCAGGUUUGCCACUGCCAUGUGAUCUCACUUAACGUGCUCGGUGCGGCACAGGUGUUCUGGGCCGGAUGCGUGUCGGCUGAGUGACCAGAGAGGUUUGUCGUCGUCGUCGUCUGUGUCUCUCCAUUUGCUCACAGUCUCCCUCACUCAGUGGGCACUGUGCUUC